AUGUUUCCGAUGGCGUCGUCGUCGCCGCCGCUCUCACUUAUCCUCCUCCGGCCGCUCCCGUGCAGACCCGUCCUCCUCUCGAGGCAAAGGAAACCAUCCCCAACUGUCCGCGUAGAAGCAAGGUCUGAGCAGCGGUUGCAGCGGCGGCCGGUGACCGGCCGGUGGAGGAGGAGCUGGAGGAGGGGCGGAGGCUUCGCGUGUUUCUCCAACAAUGCCAAGAACAAGACGCCCUCGCCUUCAGAUAAGAGUUCGGACGAGUGGGCGAUCGUUCGACGAUGGGAUGUGCCAUGGGAGUGGCAAACCGUUGUGCUCAGCAUGGUAGGCUGUGGAGUAAGCUUUGUUCUGACAGGAUUGGUUGAGCAAUCGGCUUUGCAAUACCUGGGAUUUAAAGCUGUGGAGGCAACUAUAGAUGAGAAGGCAGAAAUACUCUUUUUUGGGCAACUGAGCGUGACAGUAGUAGUGCUUGGCGUUAUAUUUGGCAUCACCAACACUUUUCGACCAUUCCCAGAUGAUGUGUUUCGUUAUGAUAUUAAUGAACCAUUCAAGCUGCAGAAUGGAUGGCUUUUGUGGGCUGGAGUUGGCCUCUUUGGGGCAAUAAUUUCUAUUGCUUUAGCCGGAGCUGCUAUGACUUAUCUGAAUGGUGAAACUCCGGAGAGAGAGACUGAUUCACUAGUCCUUUUGUUGCCCCUGAUUGGCUCAUCCACUACCAGCACUGCAUUUUUGGUGGGAAUCACUGGAGUUCUAGCACCACUCCUCGAGGAGACUCUGUUUCGAGGAUUUCUAAUGGUGUCCUUGACUAAGUGGUUUCCUACUCCAGUUUGUGUACUUGUCAGUGCUGCUGUAUUUGCCCUUGCUCAUCUGACUCCUGGACAAUUUCCACAGCUGUUUAUACUUGGUAAUUCUCUAUAG
This is a messenger RNA of Miscanthus lutarioriparius, 909 nucleotides long. The record is from the annotation of a GenBank genome assembly. NCBI's taxonomy places the organism in Eukaryota, Viridiplantae, Streptophyta, Magnoliopsida, Poales, Poaceae.